This is a messenger RNA of Ixodes scapularis (black-legged tick), 1703 nucleotides long. RefSeq names its product chitinase-3-like protein 1. Gene Ontology annotation, molecular function: chitin binding; chitinase activity. Gene Ontology annotation, cellular component: extracellular region. The coding region runs from base 9 to 1247 and encodes 412 amino acids. Lineage: Eukaryota; Metazoa; Arthropoda; Arachnida; Ixodida; Ixodidae. The record is from RefSeq and is a predicted model, not a curated record. Gene Ontology annotation, biological process: chitin catabolic process; carbohydrate metabolic process. The transcript has 6 exons.
CAAGAAGAAUGGCUAGACGUAUCACAUCUUUUCAACUGGCGAUAGUAGGCGUCAUAUUGGCGAUAUGUCCGUGGGACUCGCAUUUCAAGAUGGCGUCCGGAGUCGAGACGCCGCAAACCAAGAUCGUCUGCUACUUCACGAGCUGGGCGUUUUACCGAGUGGAAGAAGGCAAAUUUCUUCCCGAGAACGUGGAUCCGUCGCUGUGCACACACAUCAACUACGCCUUUGCCUUUCUCGAUUCGACGUCACUCAAGAUCGUGGCUUCGGAUCCAUGGGCUGAUCUGGACAACCAGUUCUAUAAGAAAGUGAAUGACCUCAAGCUCCUUAACCCAAAGCUCAAAGUACUGCUUUCUCUAGGAGGAUGGACAGAAAGCGGAAGCGACAAAUACUCUCGACUUAGCGCGAGCGCCAGUGCCAGAAAGGCCUUCGUGACAGACUCUGUGGCCUUUCUGAAACGCUACAGUUUCGACGGUCUGGACAUUGACUGGGAAUACCCGAACUGCUGGCAGGGAAACUGCGGCUCAAAUCCCAAGGACAAGGCCAACUUCGUCCUCCUCCUACAAGAACUCAAUGCUGCCUUUAAACAGCAGAAACCAGCACUUCUGCUUACCAUCGCCAUGUCUGCUAACGUGAACGUAAUGAAACAGGCGUAUGAUGUACCCAACAUCUUCAAACACUUGGACUUUGCCAAUCUGAUGGCUUACGACUAUGCGGGUUCUUGGAGUACCAAGACGGGCCACCACUCGCCACUGCAAAAGGCCUACGGAGAAACAGAUCCCACAGCAAGUGUCGAGUACAGCGUAAACGCGCUCUUGGCCCUGGGUGCGCCGGCGAACAAGGUGGUACUUGGAGUUCCCUUCUAUGGCCGAUCAUUCACCCUCUCGGACCCUGCCCAGAACGGGGUAGGUGCUCCCGUCAAGGGCGCAGGCACAGCGGGAGCCAUUACUAAAGAACCGGGAUCAUUGUCUUACUAUGAGAUCUGCAAAUCACUCAAGACGGGAGGAUGGACGACAAUGAUGGAUCCAAGUGCCGGCCCUUACGCAUUUUCCGGCGACCAGUGGGUCGGAUUCGAUGGGCCUCGGUCCCUCGCCAAGAAGGCCAAGUUCGUCAAAGCCCACGGCCUUGCGGGCAUCAUGGCAUGGGAGCUGAGCAUGGACGACUUCAGUGGACUCUGUGGCUCCAAGUAUCCGCUCCUGACUGCUAUAAACACGGAGCUGAAGAGUGCUGAUGCUACGUCUGGCAGAUAAAAAAGGACCCGAAAAGAUAGGACUGCCUCUGGCUCGGGCAUUGCGAUCCUACGGUUAUAUUGUUAAAAAGAAUCCAUCUUGUUACAGCUGGACGUUGACAAAUUUGUCAACGACAGUGAAAAAAAAAAAAGACAUGUAGACAAAAACAUAAAAUACGGACCCAAUCUCAUCCAAGAAAUAACUCAUCCAGGAAAGUAUGCUUCGCAUGCUGGAUAUUUUUUUCCUCUGGGUAAACCGGCAGAGCUAAGCGCCUGCUUGCUCUACGGAAAAUUUUCUAUAAUUUCAAAUUACUUCAAUGAUACACAAGAAGAAGCAGCAGCUAAACCCCCCAAAAGAGGAGCUUAGAGUGAAUACUAAGGAAAACACCCAGAAAGCAUCCAAAAUAAGAGCCAACUAAGGCAAGGAACUCUCCGAUUGCCAAGACUUUUGUGUUAAAUAAAAUUGAGUUCCGUAUAA